AUGCGCACGAUGCAUAAGCCAUUUCCAGCUUUGAGAUAUAGACUUAUCAGUUGCGUACUCAACCCAUACAUUCUACUGCCGCAUGCUUUGUUUCUCAUCACCAUCUGGCUAAUGGUUUCUAUUCAGAACGCUAACCGCGAUGCAUCUACUGGAACAAGCACUUUCACAACAAUUGCAACUGCCACGUCUACGCCGAGUCGUCAAACAUUAACCAUUACUAGCAAUGUCACAGCAAGUGGCACGAGCAGACACUCACCAUCUGCAACUGAUGUCGAGCCACAAAUUAGAAAUUAUCUGGCUGCGAAGGCUAGCGAUGCCGCCCAAGUGCUGAAUGGAGAGCUUCAAGGUUAUGUUUCGAACAUCAAUUCAAAACUCACGAAUUGGGACACCUCAAUCAAGACGCAGCUUUCGAUAUGGGAGCAGCAUUAUAUGUCCUUGCAGCAGUAUAACCAAAGCAUCUAUUCGAAUUUAGAAAGUCAAUCCAACGAGCUUGAUUCUACUGUUCAGUAUCUCACUUCCAAUGGAUUGUUGGUAUCAACAGGUUCUUUACCCAAUUCCCUCCAAGGGCUUCAACUCAACGUCACUUUUCUUGAGAGCAUUUUCUCUAACGUCUCUUCCAGCUUGGAUGAGAUUAAAAACAAACACACAUUUUACCCCAGAAACGUAAGCUUGACACCGAUCUCGUUUGAUGAAGUUCAUGGCUGGAUUUCAAACGAUACGGCAAUCGAAAGCUCUUUUCGAUCGCUGGUCAACAGCCUUCAAACAGCUAUCCCCAAGACAUCGUCAAAAUCGGUGAGAAAACGACGGGAUCUCGAAAAUGUAGCGAAUACGAAUUAUCGACAGAAAGGAAUCAAACUAAGCGCAUUGUUUUGUGUAACGUUUGUUGUCUGCGCGACUUUGAUGAUGUGUGUGGAAAACUUGAUUUUUCGAAUAGAGAUGUCCCGUCUUCGUUUGACGUCCGAACAGCUUCUCGCUCAAAGCUGGGAGAAGAUUAAUUUCGAUAAUACGAUAUACCGGCUUCAUGUUCAAGGUGACUUCCAGGAUAUUCUGGUUUCGUAUGCUGGUUUCGCCAAAUUUCCGAUAGCAUGUACACUGAGUGACGUGUUAUUGAGCACCGUCAAGCGGUUCAUGUGGCCAUCUUUGCGAAAGAAUAGCACAAUAGGAAAAAUGAACAUAUUCAUCCAUUGGUGGCUGGCUUCGCACGGCUUGGCUGUUUGGAUUUUCGUCGCGACCUUCUUAGUCGAGGGCCAGAUUGUGACCAGUUUUCUCACACAGCCUGAAAUCAACUAUGGGCAACUUCAAAAAAGAAAAGAUAUGACUUUUGAAAUGGUCACCGCCAAUAACGACCAAUUGCUUACGCUAUGCACCGCUUUCGAGAGCGUCGUGAAUACGGAACUCAACAUUGCUGCGCAAAACAGAUUUUGGGGUGUCCGAAACGACAGUGUUGCAGCAGCAUAUGACAAAGUCAUCAAACAAUUGCACCAAACAGAAACAGAUUUCCCACUUAUUACAAUUGCAUCAGAUAACCAACUCGAACGUUCAAGCGUUGAAUUUGCCAACUUUUCGGGUUUCUUGGCCCUUGGGCUCUCGAAAUAUCUUCCCGAAACUACUGACACUGGCUCUAAACUUUUUCACAAACGGGAUUUCCACUCAGAAAAGAAUCCUAAACUGAAAGGAUACUCGGAGGUCCAUGCCAAACUUGUCUGGACCUUGCUGGGACUCCUCAUGAUUCACCAUUCCUGCGGUGUUCUUCUGGCACUGAUAUGGAGUAAAAACCCUGUCAUCGUGUCGUCCCAAGGCUUUUACGAAACCAAAAACUAG
Molecule: messenger RNA, 1821 nt
Organism: Lachancea sp. 'fantastica'
Lineage: Eukaryota; Fungi; Ascomycota; Saccharomycetes; Saccharomycetales; Saccharomycetaceae
Source: the annotation of a GenBank genome assembly